Messenger RNA from Brassica rapa (field mustard), 6897 nucleotides. RefSeq names its product geranylgeranyl pyrophosphate synthase 9, chloroplastic-like. The record is from RefSeq and is a predicted model, not a curated record. Gene Ontology annotation, molecular function: geranylgeranyl diphosphate synthase activity. NCBI's taxonomy places the organism in Eukaryota, Viridiplantae, Streptophyta, Magnoliopsida, Brassicales, Brassicaceae. Gene Ontology annotation, biological process: isoprenoid biosynthetic process.
AUUAGUUGAAUGUCAAAUGUCAAGUGUCAAGUGUCCAAGUGGAAUAUCCGUAUAGGCAAGAUAUUACAAGUUUGGUAUAAUGCGUAGCCCACUAAUAGAUAUGGUUUAGGAUAGGCGAAGAAACAAAGCCGAAACAUCUACUUUUAUCGUGUUUGCAUUUAAUUUGGGAACAAAUCAAUGGACGUAAAAGGAGAAAUUUUAAUAUGCUACCGAUAAUACUGUGUAGACAAAGAAAAUACCACUACUACUAUAACAUGUUGAUUUAUGAAAACCAUUCAUCCACUUUCAUGGUAAAACUAUUCAGAUAAAGAAAAUUCCACUACUAUAACACAUCCACAGAGUAAUUGUAUUUAAUAAAGAUUUUAUUCUUGAGUAAUUAAUUUAUACUGGAAAAUUAAUGAAAUGUCGAACUUCGAUUCAUGAUUCUCUAUCAAUAGAUUUUCUCAAACAAAAAAUUUAGUAACUCUUAACAUCAGAACUUACACCAAAAGAACAUCUGAACUAUUUGAUGUAUACAUGAAAUAUUUUGAAUAACUAGAAAAUUCUGGACCUUUUUUUUUGAACAACAAUUCUUAAUAUUAGAUAAUCAGGUCAAAGUCCAAGAAGCAUUCGGAUUACAAAGAGAUAUUUUUGCCAAAGAACCAGCAGGCCUAUUUCGUUCUCUAAGUAUAAAGGAAAAAAAAAACAGAAAGUGAAGUAUGACGAUGGAAGUUUGAUAUCCGCGAGGACUCUGUAGAUGUUCUUCGGUUUUGAGAUCGAAUUGAUAACUCUGACGAGUCCUAAAAUUUUUGAUAUAAACCAGAUUUUGGUGUAGCCGCGUAAUUGAGGACAGUUCUGAUAUCUAGAGCUUCAGCAAGGAGGGCUGAAUGUACUUAAAGUUGCGUGUAUAUUUUUGGCAAAAUUUUGGACCUUAUACUUGUAUAUGUUUUAAAACGUUAACGAGGCCAAAACUAUUUUAAAUUUUUUUUUUGCUAAACAAAAACUAGUUUAGAUAUUUUUUUUGUAGAGAUAAGACCCUUUUUAACAUAACUUGAACCUAUGAUUCCUUAAAUGCUUAGUAGAUAAUCUAAGAGUUCUAUAUAUCUAUUAUGCCUAACACAUAUUGGUUAAAAACAUUUUGAAGCGAAAACCUCUUUUGUUUUAUUCAAUAAAGUCAUGAAACGAUAAGAUGACGAAACUGUUCAACAUAAUUCACGAAUCUACAUGUGAUUAGUAGUAAAAUGUAGGAAUCAAGUUAUUUUAUUAGUCAAUCUAUAGAGCUAUAAUAGCAUAUCGAGGUGGUUAUAUAAUAUGUGUGAAAUAAAAGUUAAAUACCAAAGGUAUGUACAGUGGUUUAUCUUAGUUCUAUUUGUGCCCCAAAUUUAAAUCUGAAACUUAUUUACGUCGUGUCGGGGCAUUUCCAAUUUUAUUCUAUUUUUUUUUCUAAAAUAGAGUAAAAGUGAAUAAAAAAUGUUCCGACUCAAUUAUAUAUGUCAUUUCAUAAUACAGUUUAUUCCAUAAAUAGAGUAUUAUAUUUUUUGUUUGUUUAUUACUCCAUUAUAGAAUGAAAAAUGAAAUAUGAUUGGAACAUUUUACUCUAUAUUUACUUUUAUUCUAUUUAGAAAAAAUAGAAUUUUACGUUAGAAAUGCUUUUAUAGUAUUAAGAAAAUUAGUAUCCACCAUCUAGUUUUUUCUUAUCUCGUUCCCAAAUCAAAAUUAUAAAAAUAACAUGUUUUAACAUAACGUUGUCAUAUUUUGUAAAAAUACCGUAUAUACAUCUAUUUUUAUGAAAUCAUGAAAAGUUUAUUUUUAUGAAAUAGUUUCUUAGCAUUUAUUUUAGAGGACGGAGAAAGUAUAUAAUGUCUUUAUAUAUAGUUUAUUUUUGUAAAAAAAUUGUAUGAAUGCAAAAUUUACACGCCUAUAAAACGGUUCGGUGUAUAGUGGUUGGAAGUACAUAAUAUAAUGUAGGGUUGUAAUGCAAAUGGAUGUCACACUUACGGUACACGUACCGACACUAAAUUUAUAUUAAAGAUUUAGCUUUAAUUUCGGGGUCGUUUUACGAUAUGCUAUGAUAAGGUACGUGUCACAUGUGGGUGUUGGACGUUGGAGAAGAGAUGAUUUGACCGAAUAAAUGAGAUUCGAAGCAUUAUAGAAGCAUUAGCACGGGUGGUGGACCGACCCACCCCAUUUUCAUCGCAUCAAUUAUCGAUUGGUUCACAUGCUUCCACCUCUGCUUGCGUCUUCCUUAAUGUUCUCCAAUUAUUCUCCAGGACUUGUUGAACUAUUCUACAAUAACCUUUUGUAUUUUGAUGAUAAUUUUUUCAUCAGUUUUCAUGAACUUUUUCCGUUCGUAGUUGUUAGAGGCCAAAUUCAUAUUCGUUUUGCAUUCGUCAGCGAUGAUGCCAACAGGUUAUAGUGAUCAUCAACAACAACAUCUGGUUUGAUUAUAUAUUUAUAUUCGAACAGUCACCAACGGCAUCAACAGACUUCAAAAGUAAUCGCUGAUUCAAAUUUUGAUACAAUAUAUACAAUGUAACUUAUGAAAUUAUAAUACGAAUUAUUAUUCAAAUCCCAAAAAGUUAUGUAUACCAACACAACACGAAUCUUGAGUUGAUUACCGGUACGGAUUUCCUCAACCAGCUCGAGCAUCGUCUUCUCUUGGUUACGUGUUUCCACCAUAUCUAGAUCCGUGAGGUUCGAGAUGGCUCUGAUACCAUAAUGAGACAGCAAAGGUUAUGAGUGAUAGUUUCUCUCUGUAAAUCUUCCGUAGAUCUAAAGAGGAGAUGAAUCAAGGACUAAAAGGUGAUCUGAGUUUAAGAAAUGUCACCUUCAAGUGCAAUGACCAAAGCAAUACGACGUUAAUGGCGUAUGCACAAGAUAGAGAGAGAGUUUAGGAAGGAGAUAAGUUUGAUAAUGAUUGAUUGAUUCUAGCAAAAUGCCAAAGUUGUACAAAUAAAGGAAAGAUGCUAACGGUCUAAACAAAUGACCUGUAACCGGGAUGCAACCCGUGACUGAGAGUAAUCUUAUUAGACUUGCAGUAAUAAAGUGAAAGUAAAGAUAGGUGAGUAAAGAAGGUAAAUGCUGUCACAAUGGUAAAGUCGUUCUGUAUAGAUUUACAAGCAUAUAUCAAUAUCGUCAAACCACGUCAAAGCUAUUAUCGUAAUCUACACUCUUGUUUUGUUCCCUUGUAGUCUCUCCUAAUGACUGUAUAAAUUAUGUUUCAUUUAUAUUCACUCUGUUUCUAAAUAAUGCAUAUUUUAGAUUUUUCACAAAUAUUAAAAGAAAUUUAUUAACUAUCAAUGCAUUAACUUAUAAAGUUAUAACAAUUUCCUAUGAAUUUAACUAAUAGUGAUUCAAUAAAUCCAAAAUUGUCAAUUAACAUUUUUUGAAGUUCAUAAUUCGUUAUUAAAAAUAAAUAAAAAUCUAAUACAUUAAUCUUUUAGAACCAAGUAAAAAGUGAUAGAACAUUGAUUAUUUAGCAACAGAAAGAAUAUUAAUUAAGCUGAUAUUGUUGCACUAUUGGAAGCAUCCCAGGUUAAUCAAAUCAUUAAUACUUCCUCCGUUUUUUUAUAUAAGUCGUUUUAGAUGUAUUUUUAUGUUCCAAAUUGUAUGAUAUUUUCGGUUUUCUAUGUAAAUUUUAUUAAUAUUUAUUGUUAUAUGACCAAUGAUAAUAUACUCUCUAAUUUAUUAUUGGUUGAUUUGUGGUUAGAUAAAUAAUUAAUAAUAUUUUUGUUUAGAAAAUAUAAAAAAUAAUGAUUUUUUAAUCUACUUGCAUAAUUCUAAAACGACUUAUAUUAAAAAACGGAGGAAGUAGUUUUUUUUCUUGGGAUAAAAUCUUGUCUAUAGUUUACAAUUCAUUAUUAAAAAUACAUCAAAAUCUAAAACAUUGAUAUUUUAGAACCAAAUAAAAAGUGCUAUAACAUUGAUUAUUUAGCAACAGAGAGAGUAUUAAUUAACCUGAUAUUGUUGCACUAUUGGAAGCAUCCCAAGUUAAUCAAAUCAUUAAUAGUUUUUUUAAGGAUAAAAUCUUUUCUAUAGUUUACUCUAAAAUCUUUGGCAUAUAAACAAAUUUCUUCUUUUUGGGGGGCUCAGAAAAUCUAAAAGAAAAACUUCUAAUAUAAUUUGACAAAUAACUAUCAUUUUUUUAACACAAGACAAAAGAAUAUUUUAUAGACAUUUUUAAUGUUGAAAUAUUAUAAGCAACUAAGCAAGUAUCAUUUCAGGAAAAGAAAACUAGGAAAAGAGUAAGACACAUUCCGUAGAAAGGAAAGAAAGUGUAUAGAUGCCAUGCCUUGUUGAAACCUUCUAAAGCAGCUGGAAGGUUUCGCGUUGAUAGAGCCCUAAACGCUUCCCGCCAUUUCGUCCUCAAUAAGGUCACGUGACUAACUAACUUUUUUUCUUUUUUUUUUGAAACACAUACGGGACUAACUAACUAAUGUGGGAGUUUAAACGACAUGGCUUUCUCUGCAGAUACAUCUUCUCUGGCGUUUUUUCUUCCGAACCCCUAGUUUCUUUUCCUAAGCUCAAGUAGGAAACUUAGAACUCACGCAAUCUUCCGAAACAUGUGCUGUACAUCUAUAACUGAUAUGGUUGUUUCAAAGAUAGGUUUGGUUUUGUUUCGCAAAAGUUGAGACACGAGGAGAUGUCAGUUUGUCAAUUCUAGCACCUUCGCUCGCUCUUAUUACAUUGUGUUUAUGCUUCAGUUUCCAGCUUUUUUGGACGUUAUCUUAUUACAUGAUGUUUCUCUCGCAGACCAAGAGCUUAGCUUGGUUUCGUGCCUACAAUGCCCCUGAACGUAUUCUUCUAGCUAGAACAAAUCAAAUUUGAUCUGUGUGUUUACUUACUCUAAUCAGCUAGCCUAGAAGUUAAGACACUCUUAAUAAUCUAAGAUCAUAUCUUCACAUAUUUUUCUUAUAUGCACCUUCACAUUGUCUUGACUAAGGAUUGGGAAAAUGCCUCAUGAUGCUCUAUGAUCAGACUUCACAAUCUGUAUUUCAAAAGUCAAUUUUUGUUUUUAGAAUUUCCUGUAAUAACUAAACACUGGUCGAUGUAUUUAGCUAUUCAAAUUAUUAUUACAACUUACCUUAUAUAUAUGAACAUAGAUCGUGACUUUUCAUCCAACGAUUUGUUGAAUAUUCAUAUAAUCUUUUUUAUACAAAUUUAAAAUAACAAGAACGACGUUGACCUUCAUUGCUUCCAAUUCCAAGAAACCUAAUAAGAACUUCACAUGCUCUUAGUGGGCAAAGACUCAAAGCCAAUUAUAAAAUUGUAUUAGAGAAAGUGGAUCAGCAAUGGCGACUGUUCAUCUCAGCUCAUCAUCCCUCUUCAUACAAUUCAAAGGAAGAAGAUACAACUCUAUAUCCUCCGUCAAGAGUCUCCAAAUACGCAACGUUUUGUCUAUCUCAUCUUCUCUCACGUCACGAGGUGGAGGCAUGAUUACACCACACGGUAAAGGCAAUGAUCACAACCCCACCUUUGACUUCAAGUCAUAUAUGAUCCUUAAAGCGGAAUCUGUGAACGCUGCUCUAGACGUUUGCGUACCGCUUAUGAAACCCCUCACGAUCCAAGAGGCGGUGCGGUACUCAUUGCUGGCUGGUGGAAAACGUGUGAGGCCUCUUCUAUGUAUUGCUGCCUGCGAGCUCGUGGGUGGCGACGAGGCUACUGCCAUGUCGGCAGCUUGUGCGGUGGAGAUGAUACACACUAGCUCUCUGAUUCAUGAUGACCUUCCCUGCAUGGAUAAUGCUGAUCUCCGCAGAGGCAAGCCAACCAACCACAAGUUAUUUGGAGAAGACAUGGCGGUUUUGGCGGGUGAUGCACUUCUUGCUUUGGGUUUUGAAAACAUGACGGUUGUGACAAGUGGUUUGGUCGCUCCUGAUAGGAUGGUUCGCGCGGUAAUUGAGCUGGCAAAGGCCAUAGGGACAAAAGGGCUUGUGGCUGGGCAAGUGGUUGACCUACGCAGCGAGAGAAUAAGUCCUGAAGUCGCUGGACUGGAGCGUCUAGAGUUCAUCCACCUUCACAAAACAGCUGCAUUGUUGGAGGCAGCUGCGGUUUUAGGGGUUAUAAUGGGAGGCGGAACGGAGGAAGAGAUCGAGAGGCUUAGAAAGUAUGCGAGAUGUAUUGGGCUGUUGUUCCAAGUGGUUGAUGAUAUUCUUGACGUAACAAAAUCUACCGAGGAAUUGGGUAAAAGCGCCGGGAAAGACGUCAUGGCUGGGAAACUGACGUAUCCUAGGUUGAUUGGUUUGGAGAAAUCUAGGGAACUUGCGGAGACAUUGAGCAGAGAAGCAAAGGAACAGCUUCAAGGGUUUGAUUCGAAUAAGGCGGCACCACUGGUGGCUCUGGCUAGCUACAUUGCUAGCAGACACAACUGAUCUUUUGCAAUAAUUGAUCUUACCUCAAUGUAUCUAAUGUCCAAAGUCCAAACAAGUUCGUUUUGUUCGCUUUCUGGUCUUCUUUCUUAUGAAACUAUUUAUGUUGUGACUUCUCUGUGUUUUCAGGUCGUAAUUUGUCUUUUGAGAUCUUAAUGUCAUGUCUCAACAAAUAUCAUGCGCACAUGGGAACAAAGCAAGUGGGUAUACUAAGAACGAGGUUAUAUAUGUGGAUUCCCCGUUUAAAUGAUCAUCUGACGUUUUGUAUAUAAUUUAUGUUUUAGGCUUUAGCUACAUGAGUCGUUGGGUUGUAUCUCUGUGUGUGAUCACUGAUUAGUUAAAAUCACAAUAUUUGUAUUUGUGAAGUUAAAUUCUCUUUUAAGUACCCUUGUUUUGUAUUUAAUUAGUACCUAUGCUUUUAGACGAAAGACUUUGUCUAAUCUUCAUAUCCAAAUUUCAGCUAAUUUUAAGUAUGCUCCUUGUUUUUUUUUUUUUUUUUGUCUUAAACUCUUAUCUAAAUGAGGAAACAUACACUAAUAUGAAAGGGAUGAAA